This is a messenger RNA of Mollisia scopiformis, 1331 nucleotides long. RefSeq lists its product as uncharacterized. Gene Ontology annotation, cellular component: mannan polymerase complex. Gene Ontology annotation, molecular function: alpha-1,6-mannosyltransferase activity. The annotation marks the transcript as partial. The record is from RefSeq and is a predicted model, not a curated record. Gene Ontology annotation, biological process: protein N-linked glycosylation. The transcript is spliced from 2 exons. NCBI's taxonomy places the organism in Eukaryota, Fungi, Ascomycota, Leotiomycetes, Helotiales, Mollisiaceae.
AGUCCACAAGAAGUCAGCUUAAAGAAGUCAGCAAGUAUAAAAAUAUAACCUCAAUUUCGCUUGAUCCCAAUUCGGCUAGCGCUCACCCGUCGAUCCAAAUCAGGGGCAAGCCAAGCUCCGACGCGUUUCCCUGCACCGCUCACCACAAUGUCUCACUUUCGAGAAGCUCACCAUGCUCGAAACAAAAGAAUCCGAUGCUCGCAAUCCCAGACGACGGCGGCGCCAUGCCCAUACAUCGAGCCCGAAUCUUUCGCCGUCUGCUCUUCGCCGUGAUUGCUAGCAUCCUCCUCUACAUCCUCAUUGCAUACGAACCUGUCAAUCUCCCCGCCCUCGCUUUUGCACCCUCUUCUCCUCAUCAGACGGUUUACAAUCGACGUCCGGUGUACGAAUACACAUCUCUAUACCGUGUCAAAGCAAAUAUAAGCUUUGAAGAAAGGCUGGAGGAACAGCUUGUCAAUCUUGAGAGUGAGAUUCGAAGCAAGGCAGAAAAGGAGAGGGACCUCACUGCAAAAAAGAGAAUAUGGCAGAUCACUACGCCGGAAUUGGCUGACGUGUGGAAGUCUUGGACAGCACAAUGGAGAGAUAACAACGCUGGUUGGGAAUAUAAACUCUAUACCUCUCCGCCCACGGACCUGCUGCCAUUGUUCGACUCAGUCCCAGAAAUAGCAGAAGCAAAUCAGACAUUCCUUAGUAUACGAGAAGAUUUGACGCGGUAUCUGAUCCUCUGGUAUCAUGGCGGAUUCUGGACAGCUAUCGAUACGUGGGAUAGGGUUGCAAUGCGGGAUUGCAAUCCCGUUGUUCAGGUUGUGGAGGGCAGGAAUGAUGUCAGUUUGAUGAUAGGAGUCGACAACGAUGAGCCAUAUUUGAGUUCGGGAUCAUUGAAACAGUGGGGUUGGACGAGAGGGUUUGGUUUUGGCCAGGCAGUCGUGUGGGCACCGAAGAGGUUCGAUCCGAUUUUGAGGAAGGCAAUCGUGAGGACGAUUAGCCAUGCUAUGAGGCAAUUGUCGAAGAUUGGUGGCAAGGUCGACUACUCUGGCGAGUUGAGUGGUGCAAGCAUGUUCACGGAUAUUGUGUUGGAGACAUUGAGUACACAUCUUGCGAGGGAUCAUAGAUUGCGGGACCGUGAUGCAGGACUCGAGAAAAGAGUGACGUGGAAGAAAUUCAAACACUUGACAGAAGUGCUCUGGUUGGAGAAGGAGAAGCCCGAGAGUGAUAUGCCUGGUGUGGCAGUUCUACCAGUUAAUGUUUGGGGAAGCGGACAGAGCCAUAGUAGGUCUGGCCCAUCCGAGUCAGACGAUGCUUGUGUAAAUCACGUUCACGGUUGGAGACCA